GGAUUUGCGGCAACGUGCGCCUCCAAGCGCUGCUCGAGCUCCAAACGCAGCGAGAUGAGCCCCUUUACUUUACUUUACUUUACUUUACUCUCUUCUCUUGCUAUCCUUGCAUCCUCUUUUCCUUCUGCACAGCUUUGAAACAGUCGACGUCAUUUCUCUCGCGCUGUUUGACUUGCUUCCUUUUGUUUUAGGCUUCUUAAGGCCUACGAACCACUGUGAAGCAGUUUGCAUUUGUGGGCGUCCUCGUUUUUUGUCAGUCCACUUUGCAGCUGUAGCGCGACACUCCCUCUCCAGCGCCCUUCAGCCUAUGCCGGCUUGUGCUUUGGAACUCGACACCGCUAUGGAAUAGGAUUCUGGCGGUCCAGGAGCGUCGCCGUGGAGUUGGCGACAUUUCGCUUGUCAGCAUUUUAACAUCUCGGCGAGCACCACACUUCACCAGCUUGGAGCAGGAGGCGUAUCAACCUCUGUGGUUGGUCAUUUGCAUCCGCGUGUGCAGCAGGGUGCUUUGGGUGUGGCGGUCGGGGGAGCCCUGCAGCACUUGGGUGUUUUUUUGGGGUGUGGCUCGUCUUCGUGCCCUUGUUGCCUGGUGCCUGGAUGCCUGGCGCCCGCCCUGCUGUGAUGCCCUGCUUGGCAGCGGACAGCACCCCUGCAGGUGGGGGCAACGCUGCCAGCCCGUUCUUCAGCCCCGGGCUGCAGCUCCACCUUGCCCUGUCCACGCAUAGCCUGGCGCACGGAGUGCAGGACCUGACGACGCAGCCUCAGGGCCCCAGCCUGCCUACCUACCCAGUCCUUCUGGUGGGUGCCACCACGGGGCUCCCAGAGGGCGAGCAGCUGUCCUCAGCCGGCGUCCGGGAGGUGACCAGUGCUGCCCUGUCAGUGCUGGACACCAUGUGCAGGCAGGGCAACCAGCCGCAGCUCUUGCAGGGCCACUCUCUGCACAGCACAGGCCGCCCCUCCCGCACGUUUGCGGGGCUGGCCUUCAGCCGGCGCGCGACCAGCGCCAGCAAAGCAGCCUUCACAGCGGAGCUCAUGCGCAAGUCGCCGCUGGCGGUACCGCUCCAGCGCGGUCAGGCUGUCCUCACGGUUCACGUGCCAGUGGACACCCGGCCCAUCAUUCCGGGCACCUACACCGUCACGGUCAAGAUGGUAGGGGGCCCUGUGUGGGGGGCUUUCCGCGGUCGCACCGUUUUGGUGCUGCAGGCAGGCGGCUAUCCCACCACCUCGGACCCCUCUAACCUGACAUGUGCUUAUGUGGUCUCAGAGCAGUGCGCCAAAUCGGUGGGCCCCAAGGGGGAGCCCCAGGCCCCCGCAGGCCAGGGCAUCACCAACCACAUCUUUGCCUGUGUGCGGGGCCCCAGCUGGGACCCGCAGCUCUCUCACCUGCACUGUGCCAAGUUUGAGAUGCCCGGUGAGGAGCCCAUGCAGGUGGAAGUCCGUGGCGCCCCCCAGGCGGCUGGGGCGGCCACGACAGCUGCGGCAGGCAGCCCUGCUCCGGCUGCAGCCAGGGUCGCCGACCUGGGUGGCAACACCUUGGGUGUGGCGAGGCCCGCGGCUGCCAUGGCGACCGCAGCGGCCAUCGUUGACCACGUGGGGGACGUGCAGAUGCAGGAGGCGGCGGGUUUGGGUGACGUGGCGGCUGCAGCUGGUGGCGCCAGCGGGCCACACAGCGGGGCCCCGCCCCCGCUGCCAGUUCUGGUGGCGGGGCGAAGCAACCGUGCUGCUGCGGCUGCCCUGCGGGCCGCGCUGCAGCAGCAGCCCUCUUCACAGCAGUGGCCUAACCGCAAGAACCACCACCACCGCGCGCCAGAAAGGAAAACACCAGUGCUACCAACACUCGACCCGCCGUAACCCACCCCACCCCCACAAGUCGGUUGCUUGAGCAACACCCCAGGAGAACUGGCAGAGGAGACACAAGCAGAAAACUAAACGGGCCAGAUGUGGCGCUGACUAAUCGGGCUCCAGCCCGCUGCAAGACGCGCUGUGCAGGAAGGCCCACAGCCGCCCAGGCGCUGCGACGCCAGCCAGAGCUAUGACACAUGGGGCGCCAGAUAAGCUGAUGACGAUAA
Molecule: messenger RNA, 2066 nt
Organism: Chlamydomonas reinhardtii
Lineage: Eukaryota; Viridiplantae; Chlorophyta; Chlorophyceae; Chlamydomonadales; Chlamydomonadaceae
Exons: 3
Coding region: 595-1848 (417 amino acids)
Source: RefSeq, a predicted model, not a curated record